This is a messenger RNA of Exophiala viscosa, 1497 nucleotides long. RefSeq names its product major facilitator superfamily domain-containing protein. The transcript has 3 exons. Lineage: Eukaryota; Fungi; Ascomycota; Eurotiomycetes; Chaetothyriales; Herpotrichiellaceae. Bases 1 to 1497 code for a protein of 498 amino acids. Gene Ontology annotation, molecular function: transmembrane transporter activity. Gene Ontology annotation, biological process: transmembrane transport. The record is from RefSeq and is a predicted model, not a curated record.
AUGAGUCCUGCUCCACCAAAACCCCAGGCUGUCUCAUGGGCGUCGAUCCCUAGGAAAGGUCAGCUUGCUGUCAUAGUAUUCGCCCGAUUGGCAGAGCCCCUGAGCGAACGGUCUCUGUCAUCGUACCUCUUUUACCAACUGCGAUGGUUUGAUCCAUCUCUGAGUGCUGCAGAAAUCGCCAAACAGGCUGGAUACCUCACCGCCGUGUUUGCUGCCGCACAAUGCCUCACAUCUAUGUGGUGGGGAUAUGCUGCAGACAGUCCUUACCUCGGUCGCAAACCUGUAUUGGUUGUUGGCAUGAUGGGCUCGGCGAUAUCAGCGCUGGGAAUGGACUUUUCAAGGUCUCUGUCCAUGGCUUUCUUCUUUCGCUUUCUGGCUGGUGCACUCAACGGGAAUGUUGGUGUACUUCGAACAAUGGUAUCCGAGGUGGUGGUGGACAAACGAUACAAAGCUCGAGCCUUCCUUCUCCUACCCAUGUGCUUCAAUGUUGGAGUUAUUAUCGGGCCACUUCUAAGUGGUUUCCUUGCGGACCCUGUUCACUCACUACCGAGCAUUUUUGGCCCUGGUUCGCUGUUCGGAGGUAAAGGCGGUGUGCUGUGGAUGACGAAGUUCCCAUACGCGUUGCCCAACCUAAUGUUUGCCAUCAUCCUGGGCACAGCGGCUCUUGCGAUCAUCUUGGGUCUCGACGAGACGCACCCACAACUACGACACCAGCCCGAUCGCGGCCGCAGACUCGGGAGACUCCUGGUCCGCAGGCUCCUGAGAGGCAAAGCGGACGAAUAUGCUUACCAUCCCAUACAUUAUGACACUUCUGCUGCCUCAAACGCUCGGCUUUCAUGCGACGAGGUUGUAGAAACGCCAGCAAAUGUCUGCCUGACAAUGCUGCAGCGCUUUCUCCAGUCAUUGCACGUCUCGGCAUUCAACUCGAUUUUCUUUAGUCUUCUUCCGGCACCACGAGCAGACCAAGCCAGUUUCGAUUUACCUUUCCGCUUCAGUGGUGGCCUCGGGCUCUCGAGCAAGAAAGUAGGCUUUGCCAACACGACCAUCGGCAUGAUUGGGCUACCGCUACAAUUACUUCUGUACCCAAAGCUCAUCGGCAGCAUCGGUGUCAGAAACUCGUAUCGUGUCUUCCUACCACUCAGCAUCAUCGCAUACGUCCUGCUGCCCUACCCGGUUCUGUUGCCUGACGAUGUCGUGCUAAUCUGGAUAUGCUUAUCAAGCGUGCUGGUGAUGCGUGUUACGUCUCGGACCUUUGUAAACCCAGCGACGGUGAUGCUGGUCAAUGACUGUGCACCCAGUCCACAUCUGCUUGGGACGGUGAACGGUGUUGCCUCAAGUAUAUCGAGUGCGGCUCGCAUCUUGGGACCGACUGUGGGUGGCGCUAUGCUUGGCUGGGGACUCUCUCACAAUUUUGUUGGGUUGCCGUUGUGGGUAUUGGCCAUGAUCGCGAUGGUAAAUUGGAUAGCCCUCCUGUUGAUUGAACAUGUGAAGAUGUGA